Telopea speciosissima is the source of this 1696-nucleotide messenger RNA. RefSeq names its product purple acid phosphatase-like. Lineage: Eukaryota; Viridiplantae; Streptophyta; Magnoliopsida; Proteales; Proteaceae. Gene Ontology annotation, molecular function: metal ion binding; acid phosphatase activity. The record is from RefSeq and is a predicted model, not a curated record. The coding region runs from base 127 to 1548 and encodes 473 amino acids. The transcript is spliced from 8 exons.
AAAAGAGUAUUAAACCAUGAAUAUCCGCCGCAUAUUUGUGAAGUCAAUGUGAGGAGGAGAUUAUAAAUAUAAAUGCCAUGAAUUAAUAAUCUUUCAUUCUCAGAGUUAGUAAUUAAGGAAGCAGAGAUGGAGAAGAUGGGAAAGUUGGAGUUCUCAUCAUUCAGUACCUGUAUUGCUGUUCUUGUUUUGGGUUUGAUAUUGAAUUCAGCUGUGUUGUGCAAUGGAGGAGCCACUAGCAGUUAUGUCAGAGUAGUAGCUCCAUCUAUUGACAUGCCAGUAAACAGUACUGCCUUCUAUGUUCCUCCUGGUUAUAAUGCUCCUCAGCAGGUUCACAUAACUCAAGGAGACUAUUUAGGGCAAGGAGUGAUUGUAUCUUGGAUCACUCCGGUUGAGCCCGGCACUAGCACAGUGCUUUACUGGGCUGCGAACACCACAAAGGUCUACACUGCAGAGGGCUACUACUUAACCUACAGCUACUACAACUAUACUUCAGGCUUCAUCCAUCACACCACUCUCCUCAAUUUGGAUUAUAACACCAAGUACUAUUACGAGGUUGGGGUUGGAAACACCACACGACAGUUCUAUUUCACAACUCCUCCACCAGUUGGCCCUGAUGUUCCUUACACUUUUGGUCUCAUAGGGGAUCUUGGGCAGACAUAUGACUCAAAUAUGACACUGGAUCAUUAUAUAAACGAUCCACUAAAAGGAGAGACAGUGUUGUAUCUUGGUGAUCUUUGUUAUGCCGAUGAUUGGCCAUAUCAUGACAAUGUCAAGUGGGACACUUGGGGCAGACUUAUUGAAAAAAGUGCUGCUUAUCAACCAUGGAUUUGGACUGCUGGAAAUCACGAGAUUGAUUUUGCACCUCAACUUGGUGAACCAGUACCUUUUAAGCCUUUUUCAAGCCGCUAUCACACUCCAUAUAAUGCAUCCGGAAGUACUGCUCCAUUUUGGUACUCAAUCAAGCGAGCUUCAGCACACAUUAUCGUACUAGCAUCAUAUUCAGCUUAUGGGAGAUCUACCCCUCAAUUCACCUGGCUUACAACAGAGUUGGCCAACGUUAACAGGACUGAGACACCUUGGUUAAUUAUUAUUGUGCACGCACCUUGGUAUAACAGUGAUGUCACUCAUUAUAUGGAGGGGGAAACUAUGCGAGUACAAUUUGAGGCAAUGGCCGUACAAUACAAAGUUGAUGCUAUUUUUGCUGGUCAUGUUCACGCAUAUGAAAGAUCUUAUCGCAUAUCAAACAUUGCGUACAACAUAACAAAUGGUUUGUGUACCCCAGUACCAAACCAAUUUGCACCUAUAUACGUAACCGUUGGCGAUGGAGGAAAUAUAGAAGGAUUGGCAAGCGUCUUCACACAGCCACAACCAAGUUAUUCUGCAUUUCGAGAGGCUGCCUUUGGUCAUGCCAUGUUUUCUAUUAAGAAUCGGACUCAUGCUUACUUCAGUUGGAACCGUAAUCAAGAUGGAUAUGCUGUCGAAUCUGAUUCAUUAUGGUUCUACAACAGAUACUAUUAUCCCAUGAAUGAAACCAUGACAAUGUUUUGAUGACGUACAGAUUGCUUGCCUCUUUCCAUCCAUCUCUUGAAUAAAUAUGGACCCCAAUCUUAUCUACUGUUGAUCUUAAAUGUUCCUUCUCCCCCUUGUAUUUAACUUUCUGAUUCUAAAUUCUUCUGUAUUAUUGAGGGUUCACUCC